GUGCUUCUGAGGGACGGUGACCGCAUUGCAACAAAAACCUCGCUGAGCCCGAGAAAGCGAGGCAGAGAGGCUGUACUUGCGCAGUGUCUGUGGACUCCAUAGUUUACAGUUUGUGUUUAUAUAUUUUCGUUUUACUCCAAACUAUUCCGGGUUUUGGCACUUCUGAACUGAGCGACUAUUUUGCCGUUUGUUAAAUCAGUGAAAUAUCAUUGCAUUUAGUUGAAGCGCUUAGGGUUCAUGUAAACAAAAAUACAUUGAUGGUGGAUAGUCACGUCCAAAGCACAGCUACCUGUCUGUAAACUUCGUGUCAUUAUUACCGAUAGCUGUGUACAAAAUAAAUCUUCAUUACGCAUUUCAGUAUGCUGUUUUUAUUUUCUAUAGACAAUUAACAUUUUGUAUACAUAAUUAUUUAAACUUUUCGUUUUUAGUUUGAAUUGCCUAAUUAUAACCUUGGCUGAAAUAUUAUUAUUAUUAUUAUUAUUAUUAUUAUUAUUAUUAUUAUUAUUAUUAUUGCGAAGAAACAGUGUUCUUGUUUAUUUGUAAAAGGGCGUUGUAGUUUAAUAGCUUUAACAAAUAAUAGCAACGCCUUUUCUAAGACGAGCUAUCCCUCGGCCGCUGCAGACACUCAGAGAGGUUCUUAUGAAAACUCGAGAAUGAAUGUGGGCAAAAGUGGAUAUCGGGUCUUUUCGGCCAACUCGACUGCAGCAUGCACAGAACUCAGCAAGAAGAUAACCGAACGUCUUGGUGUUGAGCUGGGGAAGGCAGUGGUCUAUCAGGAACCCAACCGGGAAACCCGAGUGGAAAUCAACGAGUCUGUGCGUGGACAGGACAUCUUCAUCAUACAGACGAUUCCCAGGGAUGUUAACACGGCUAUAAUGGAGCUGUUGGUCAUGGCAUAUGCUCUCAAGACUUCCUGUGCAAAGAACAUUAUCGGAGUCAUCCCCUACUUUCCCUACAGUAAGCAGUGCAAGAUGAGGAAACGGGGAUCCAUUGUGUGCAAACUGCUGGCGUCAAUGUUAGCCAAAGCAGGUUUAACACACAUCAUCACAAUGGACCUCCAUCAGAAGGAGAUCCAGGGCUUCUUCAGUUUCCCUGUGGACAACCUGAGAGCAUCGCCGUUCCUGCUGCAGUACAUUCAGGAGGAGGGAUGAUGGCCAAGGAGAAACCACCCAUUACCGUGGUGGGAGAUGUGGGAGGAAGGAUUGCCAUUAUAGUGGAUGACAUCGUGGAUGAUGUGGAGGAUUUCGUGGCCGCGGCGGAGAUCCUGAAGGAAAGGGGCGCGUAUAAGAUCUACAUCAUGGCUACUCACGGACUGCUGUCAGGCGACGCGCCUCGUCUCAUCGAGGAAUCUGCUAUCGAUGAGGUGGUGGUCACAAACACCGUGCCCCACGAGGUGCAGAAGCUGCAGUGCCCGAAGAUCAAGACGGUCGACGUCAGCAUGAUCCUGGCAGAGGCGAUUCGCAGGAUCCACAACGGCGAGUCGAUGGCAUACCUGUUCCGCAACAUCACUGUGGACGACUAGAGCAGAGCCGAGCCGAGCUGGGGCACCUGUGAUACUCCCGCUCCUGCGUGAAACAGCAAGCUAACCCUUUGGAACAUGAGAACAAGCGUCAAUGCAAGAGCAUAUGUCAUUUCCUCCCAAGUCCAUUUAUCCUGAUUUGGUUACCCAUGUGCCAAAGUGAACCACCACUUGUGAAAUAACAUCACUGAAUACCAAUGUGCUUCAGCCUCGGCCCUCAGUGUGCUAAACUCCAGAACAUGUGAGUUGGCAGUAUGUUUACAAGUGCUGCAAAACUGUAAAGUGCACGGUUCUGUUUUGUGAGUGUGUGUGUGUGAGUGCGUUUCCUAUCAAGCCAUUAAUAAAAACGAAUUCGCAAAGUGUACUGUGCAAAGAUUUUUCAAUAAAGAGAGAAAUGCAAUGGAA
Molecule: messenger RNA, 1924 nt
Organism: Acipenser ruthenus (sterlet)
Lineage: Eukaryota; Metazoa; Chordata; Actinopteri; Acipenseriformes; Acipenseridae
Product: phosphoribosyl pyrophosphate synthase-associated protein 1
Biological process (GO): purine nucleotide biosynthetic process; 5-phosphoribose 1-diphosphate biosynthetic process
Cellular component (GO): ribose phosphate diphosphokinase complex; cytoplasm
Molecular function (GO): ribose phosphate diphosphokinase activity; magnesium ion binding
Source: RefSeq, a predicted model, not a curated record